This is a messenger RNA of Guillardia theta CCMP2712, 1449 nucleotides long. RefSeq lists its product as hypothetical. The transcript is spliced from 15 exons. Lineage: Eukaryota; Cryptophyceae; Pyrenomonadales; Geminigeraceae. The record is from RefSeq and is a predicted model, not a curated record. Bases 1 to 1449 code for a protein of 482 amino acids.
AUGGCAGCAGCCUGGGUCAUCGCCAUACUGGGGGUGAUGGGGAUGGCAGCGCCCAUGGCGAGGGCAGACUACCUGAGCGAGUGGACAACAGCCUUAGCCGAUGCCAAGAGUGUGCUCAUCGCUGCUCAGGGGAGCUCCGUCUUCUGCAGAAGCAAAGACGAAUAUGUACAAGAUGCGGUGAAGCGUGAUGGGUAUUUCUUCUGCCAAGACUACGUUGACUAUGCUGCUGCCUGCGAUGCACAAGACCCCCAGUCCUGCAACAACAGCAAACAAGAUGCCAUCUCUGAUAGGAAAUCUACGCAGACGGAUGACAACGCUCGGAAGGAAGCAGCAGCAGCUAAACCACAUUAUGUCAAGCUUUGCAAUGGAAUGUCGAACAAGACACUCAACGAUCUAGCAACGACCCCUGAAACUGCCUGUGGGGGUCAGGCUGCAUGCGAAGGAAAUGUCUAUCUGGACAAUGCUACUUCAUCUUCUGUGGAUGACUUCUACGUUGGAAGCAUCAUUGAGAUUGUCUCUGAUAGUGAAUACAAUGGCCAAUGGGCUGUUAUCCAGAAGUAUAGUGGCUAUGCGCGGAUUGCAAUGUUCAAGAGCUGGAAUCUGCCCUCAGGCUCAGCGUUGACCAGUCCCGGACUUCCGACAGCUUCUGACAAAUACAGAAUCUACCUCAACGACAUCGUGAGGGGAAAAUGCAGAGAUAGUCAGAAUCCAAAACAAAGACUAGGGAAAGCUUGGGUGGAACAAGAUGUGCAGAUUCUGAACAGUGUAUUCCAAUCGAUCCUUCAUUUGCAUCACCGACGGCAAAAAAUCUCUUUGACAGUGCGGGGAAUCCCAAACUCCCCGAUUCAAAUUAUGCCUGCUGCCCACGAAAUGGUUGCAUCCACAGCUCUGGUGGGAAGAAAUGCAAAGCUGGCAACUCAAGCAAUCGAGGCUUCAGGUUGUAUCUUCAACUUUACCAAGACAAGAGAUUUUGCAUUAGAUUUCUGCGUCUUGAAGACUUGUUUCCCGGUUUGCAUGGACGUCGUUAGAAGAUGUCCUCUGGAGGUUGAGUUCAACUGCCCUACCGACUCCGACAGGAGAGAAUACGACUAUUCGGCUUGCAACAUCAACCUGGCAGAAGGUUGCUCCAUGGCCCUAAUCUCCAAUGCUGCGGACGCAAAGCUGGACAGGGCAAAGGUUGACUGUUGGGAUCUCAACGUGGGAGGAUACGGCCCCACGUACACGCAAGGCCCCAGCAUCUUCGGACUCCCUCCAGGGGCAACAUGUAAGAACAAAGGAUCAAACGUUGGGAUAGUGGCUAUGGAGCCGCCGAAGCUACCUCCAGCACCAGGUCAGAAGCAAUCUCCCAACGACUACUGGGAAGAAAGAGCAGACAAGGACAAGAAGCUUUUGCGAUACUUCGAUCCUUAUGGUGCAAAGUCAACAGUGAUGUGUGCAAAGCCGACAUGA